CCCGCGACUCCUUCUUGGGGCGGGGAGAGGUGGCAUUUGAGUCCUCCGGUAUCCCAGCAGGCAGUGCAGCCCAGAGACGCUGACAAAGGAGCAGAGGAACAUUUGCUGCUGCUUUCCCAGGAGCCAGUGUUGCGGAGGUCUGGCUAUGUACGCAGUUCGGGCUGGCACCCAACUCACUGCCAUCCUCCUGCCUCAGCCUCCCAAGUGCUACGAUCACAGCUUUCAAAACAAACACAUUUUUCACACUAGACCAAAGUAGUUGUGAAAGAGUAUCUCCAGCCACUCAGUUUCUAUCUUAGAGGCAAACGUGAGUAUCCUUCCAAAGAUUUUUCCACAUACCCAAGAAAAUUGCCAAAAUGCUUUGGAGUUUUUAACUGAAUCUAGGAAAAGUCCACAGUAGAUUUGAAACUGUAAAAUAGAAGCUGCAGCAAGGGCGAUUCAGUGCCAAUGCAUCAACAAAAAAGACAACCAGAGUUAGUGGAAGGAAAUCUUCCUGUUUUUGUGUUUCCGACGGAGCUCAUAUUUUAUGCAGAUGAUCAGUCAACACAUAAGCAAGUGUUGACUCUGUACAAUCCCUAUGAGUUUGCCUUAAAGUUCAAAGUUUUGUGUACUACUCCAAAUAAGUAUGUUGUCGUUGAUGCUGCAGGUGCAGUAAAGCCUCAGUGUUGUGUGGAUAUUGUGAUUCGUCAUAGAGAUGUUCGAUCCUGUCACUAUGGUGUAAUAGACAAAUUCCGUCUCCAAGUUUCCGAACAAAGCCAGAGAAAGGCUUUAGGAAGGAAAGAGGUUGUUGCUACUCUUCUCCCAUCUGCAAAAGAACAACAAAAGGAAGAAGAGGAAAAAAGAAUAAAGGAACACUUAACUGAAAGUUUACUUUUUGAGCAGUCAUUUCAACCAGAAAGCAAAACUGUCUCCUCAGGACCUAGUUUACUAAUGGUCUUCCUGGGAGUGGUGUGCAUUGCAGCCCUGAUGCUGCCUACGCUGGGGGACAUGGAAUCACUGGUGCCUCUCUACCUCCACUUAAGUGUGAAUCAAAAAUUAGUGGCUGCUUAUAUCUUAGGUCUUAUCACAAUGGCUAUACUUAGAACAUGAGUGAGGAUUUCAACUGACUUCUGAAGUAAAUUUAUCUUAAAUAUGAAUGUGGACUGCCUUUCACUAUUUCACUCCAUUAUCAUGCUACACAUUAUUGAAUGAUUUCAAAUCAUUGUAAAUGUAUAAUAUAUAUUUUAAAUUACUCUAUAAUUUUAUUUGAAGGACUCUAGCACAUUAUGUUACAGUCAGCAAGGAUGCUUCUGAGUGACACUUAGGAAAUUAUUUGAUGAAAUUCUUUUUAUAUCUAUACCUAUGGUACAAAAAGAUUUUAAUUAAAGCAUUUGUUAUUUUCUCAUCUUUUUAAAAUUCACUUUAAUUGAUAAGGGUCAUGGGUCCUUCAAAGGUAAAGGCCUCAAAGAGCAAACUUUCCAGCCUGAAAAUCAAAUUACGUUUAUUUCCUAGCUGUGAACAUCAACAUAACUAUCUGAAUUAUACUUUGCCCUCUAUUGCCAUAAAGAGUUGCUAUGAUGUUUCUAAAAUAACAGUUUUGCAGUUAAUAUGUAGAGGGUUAAAAAGGGAUAAGGUACUAAGGGAUUGUGCUUAUCCUAGGGUCUCACAGAAAAUAGGACAUAUUUAAUUCAUUUUGUGAACUACAGAAUGGGUUUUGGUCCAGACACCAAGCAUAGGAAAUAGGUUGACCUCUCUAUUUGGUCUAAGAGUUCUAAAGGAAGGCUAGCAUUUGUUUAGUUAGUUAGGAGGGAAUAGCUGGAGUAGGGAGGCAGCAAAAAAUUGCAAAAACAUGGCUUUACCUCUGAUUAAUGCUGUAUGUUAAUGGGAGGAUCACUUUAUCUUUUCUCCCAAGCCCCUUCCCUGCCCGACUAUAAGUUACUUGUUCCAGUUGGGAUUAUCAGAUACCAGGUAGUUUGUGUGAGGAUGAUUUUUUCUUUCAAACUCUAAGCCAAGUAUAGGAAACCCUUGAUAACCUGUGUCUACUUUGUAUCUGUCACUGAGACACUUUUAAGUUUUUAUUUAUUAAAACAACUUUACCAAAAUAUCCCCUAAGCACAACUAUAUUUACAUGUCGUAGAGCCUCUUCUGAUCUCUAACGUAUAUAUAUAUGCAGUUUUAACUGUUAUUGUCAUAGCAACUGAUCAUUUGUUUUAGAAUUUUUAUCUGAAAGCACAAUGCAUUGAGUCUCUUGAAAGUCAUCUUUCAGAUCUUUUUACAGAAUGAAUUUAUGCACUGCUACUGUAGCAUUCUCAAGGAAUAUAUGUAAAUACAAAUGUAUGCCUGAAGUGGGUUUCUUGCAGGAAACAGUACUCUGCUUCUAAAAGUACUCUGCUUCUCUGCUUCUUUUGUGUCUAGUCUUUCAUAGAAAAUCAUUGUUUAACCAUUUGGGGAGCGUAAAUCAUUUAAGGAUCAUGUCUACGUUGUGUAAUGACGGAAAGAGCACAUCAAUGUAAUCUACUUUGAACUUUGUAAAAAAGAAAAGCUUAUAUUUGGAAAGCUCUCUUUUUUCUCUGUUUCUCAAGUCCUGUGUUGUGCAUGUGCAAGUGCACACAUGUAUGUGUGAUAGCUCAUUGUAAAAAACAAAUUACUUUAACAAAUAAAAGAAAAUGGAGACCUGA
Molecule: messenger RNA, 2657 nt
Organism: Heterocephalus glaber (naked mole-rat)
Lineage: Eukaryota; Metazoa; Chordata; Mammalia; Rodentia; Bathyergidae
Gene: Mospd1
Product: motile sperm domain containing 1
Cellular component (GO): cytoplasm
Source: RefSeq, a predicted model, not a curated record